GGUAAAUUGACCCUCCCCCACCAUAGCCUAUAAAGCCGACGUGGUACACACUACGCAGUCUUGUCUCAACGGUGCAAGGAGUCUGUUUGAAACCUGCAUCCUCUUGUGAUUCGGCUGAAAAUGCUGGCAAAAGUGGAAUAUGGGGGAGUCCAAAAAUACAUUAAAGUUCCUCAAACUGAUGACAAUUUCCAUUUCCUCCAGUUUCUUCAAGAAGCAACGGACAAAUUUAGUCUGCAGGCUCAACCUCUAUCCGAGGGUGUGUUAGCCUUGACUGAUGCAUCAGAUACCGAGGUUGAUGCAGACACAUUUGAUGAGCUGAUAAAGUCAGGGGUCCGAAACUUCAAGGUUGGAUACCGCAAGUACUCAGUGACGGAGUUGGACAUUGAAUUGGUGGAAUACAACUCGCAGUCCUCCGUAUUGUCAGACUCCACAGCAUCACCAGUUUCAUUGCCAGGACCCCCCGCAUCACCAGCUUCUGCAAAUUCAGAUUCGACCAUCAUCCUCCCAUCCACUAAAGAGAGGAGGAAGAGAGGCCUGGUAGAGCUGGAACGUAAUGAAGCAAGACAGAAAGUUGAUACUAUUCUGAGGUCCAACCCGAAAGGUGAAGAAAUCUUCAAAGAAUAUGACAAAACUAAGACGCUGUCAGACACAACACGCAGACAUAUGAUCAACAUUCUGGUUGCAGAAAUGACAGAUUCACAUGGGAGGAUUCCCCCCAGAAGUGUCAGGACUAGUUAUGCGCUCGGAAUUGUGAACCUUUUCCCAUAUCUACAAGAUCCGUACUCAGAGCAUGGAUAUGAACAUUACUAUGACCCUGAGGCGAAUACUGGCUAUCUUGCUUGGAGACUCAAGACGGUCCAACGCAACACGCACGAUGGCCUCCGUGGGCAUUCCAGGCCCAAUCCCCAGGGCAGCCCAACAACCCAACGAGAAUCUUUGUUGAUUGCUGAACAGCUCAAGGAUGAGGAGUGCAGAGAGGCCGUGUCUGUAAUAAGACACUCCACAGAUGAAUCCGUGGUCAAAGAGAAGAUGAGAGCCACCUUUGAAUACAGACAGAAGCUGGUUCAUGACCAGGAUGCAACAUCUUCAGUCUUUGACGUCUUCCCUCGUUUCCUUGACAUACCCGGACUGAUUGACCAGGAUUUCUCACUGAUGUUUGGGGACGAAGUGUCUGGAAAGUUUCUUGCAAAGUGGCCUUCAUAUUUCAAGCCCAAAGUCAUCAGAGAAAGCCAGAGUCUUCCUUUCAGUCUUCAUGUUGAGGAACUGCGGGCAGGUUGCAACCCUGAGACUGAGAAUGAUCAUGGCUGGGAUAGUGAUAUGUCAGCUCUCCUGUUGCUGUUGCAUCUUCUGCCCCCUACAUCAAGAGGCCAUAAGAAAACUGUCAAGAUCAGCGCCGCACAGGCAGAGGACCAUCUUGUUAGAUUUGUUAAGCAUGGAGCCAGCCUCACUACAUUCCUGGAGAAAGUUGAUGCCAGACAGCCUUUCCUCCUCUGCACUGGACAGCAAAAGAAGAAAGUCGAGAGAUUCUUCAUCGUUGUGGACAACAAACCGAUCCCAUGCAACGCCCUGACGUCGGUGGGUGCCUUUGAUGGGCUAUUCAAAGCUCAUUAUGUUUUCAGCCUCUCUUAUGAUGAAGCCCUCUUCGGUUUCUACACCUUCAUUCAAACCACAGUCUACAACAUAGAUGUUGGAAGCACAAAGGAAACGCCACGAGUCAAGGAGCUGAGAGCACGACUGCUACGUGAGGCUUAAAUUCCCACCAUUGCACAAAGGUCAAGGAAUUGUUAAAAAAAAACUUCAGUGAUUAUGUUCACCUGUUUUGUUUGCAAAACACACCACAAAAAUUGUUCGCUUCUAUGUCAACAUUUAAUGUUCCAACACGGUUUAUACCCAGCCAAAAACCUACGUCUGAAGUGUGGAGAACAAGGAUGUCCUUCUUCUUUUUGUACAUACAAUGGCUUCAGGAAGCAUCUUAACAAUGUACACAGUCAUCACCAUGAUGAACAGGUUGAUACCAACCAGGAAGAGGACAUGCAAAGACAUUCUGAUGU
Gadus morhua (Atlantic cod) is the source of this 2051-nucleotide messenger RNA. RefSeq lists its product as uncharacterized. Bases 121 to 1752 code for a protein of 543 amino acids. The transcript has 10 exons. NCBI's taxonomy places the organism in Eukaryota, Metazoa, Chordata, Actinopteri, Gadiformes, Gadidae. The record is from RefSeq and is a predicted model, not a curated record.